UGGAUUUCCUUUAGUAUCCGAGGCUCCCUCAGGCAAUAGAAAUGCCGCCUUCCUAGAGUGCCCUUGCCCUGGAACCAGGCAGGUGGAUCCUGUUGGAGCUUCGUCCCUUUUGCGGCUGCUGCCCGUGGAGCAUCUUCCCUUUGCAGGGUGGCCAGGACCGUGUCGUUGGGGGUGGGGGAUCUGGGUGCGCGUGUUCCUCUUCCUUCGACCUUUCCAGAGCCUUUGCGUUUCAGGGAACGGUGCCUCCUGGGUUCCGUCCUGUGGCCAAGAGCCCUACAAGCUGUAGCAGGAGGCCUCUGGGGACCCCGUCCACCUUGAUGCUUGCAAACAGACAGCUUGCAUCCUCCUCCUCCUCUUGGGCUUGGUCCAGCGUUCCCACUCCCAGCCUCCUCGGGGCAUGGCUGCCGAGAGGCCACAGAGAGUCAGCGGGGAGAAAGAAAGAGACGAGAACAAAGAGGAGGAGGAGGAGGAGGCGGCAAAUGUGUUCCUGCCCUGGGAAGACAACUGGAGACCCUGGCCAAAAGCCCGGCGCAAGGUGCACGGUUGCCUGGAGUGCCUCAAGCGGCAGCUCUUCCGAGUUGGGGACGAUUGGUAUUACCUCUUCGCCCUGGGCGUCAUCAUGGCGCUGGUCAGCUUCGCCAUGGACUUCACGGUCUCCAGGGUUGCCAGCGCGCACCUGUGGCUUUACCAAGAGGUCGGAGACUACCCGGUGCUGAAGUUCCUCUCCUGGACCAUGUACCCAGUCGCGCUCUCCGCUUUUUCCACGGGCUUUGUCCAAAGCAUUACCCAGCACGCUGGAGGCUCUGGCAUCCCCGAACUCAAGACCAUCCUGACGGGAGUCAUCCUGGAGGAGUACUUGGCCAUAGAGAACUUUGGGGCCAAAGUCGUGGGGCUGACCUGCACACUCGCCUGCGGGAGCACCCUCUUCCUCGGCAAAGUGGGACCCUUUGUUCACCUCUCCAGCAUGAUUGCCGCCUACCUGGGCAAGAUCCGGACCAGCGUUUCUGGGGAGUACGAGAAUAAAAGCAAGCAGAACGAGAUGCUGGUGGCAGGAGCGGCUGUGGGCGUGGCGACCGUCUUUGGCGCACCCAUCAGCGGGGUCCUCUUCAGCAUCGAGGUCGUGUCCUCCCACUUCGCUGUCCGGGAUUACUGGAGGGGCUUCUUCUCGGCGACUUGUGGCGCCUUCAUGUUCCGCCUGUUGGCCGUUUUCAAUAGCGAACAAGAAACCAUCACAGCCCUCUUCAAGACCAGCUUUAAGAUCGAUUUCCCCUUUGACCUGCCGGAGACCAUUUUCUUCACCUUCCUCGGCGUGAUCUGCGGCGUGCUGAGCUGCGCGUACCUCUUCUGCCAGCGCUGGUUCCUGGGCUACGUCCGGAGGAACCGCUUCACAGCCAGACUGCUGGCCGCCGAGAAACCCCUCUAUUCGGUGCUGGUGGCCUUCCUCUUGUCCUCCAUCACCUUCCCUCUGAGCCUGGGACAAUUCAUGGCCUCCAGGCUGAACAUGAAGGAGCUGCUCACCUCCUUGCUUGAUAACCGUACCUGGAGCGUCCUUUCCCAGAACGUGUCCCUCGACAGGCCUCCCCAGGUGGACCCCCUCAACCUGUGGCAGGAGUGGUGGCACCCGGACAUCUCCAUCUUCGGCACCCUGUCCGUCUUCCUGGUGAUGAAGUUCUGGAUGCUGGUCUUGGCCACCACCAUGCCUAUGCCCGCUGGGUACUUUAUGCCCAUCUUCAUUUACGGAGCUGCCAUCGGGCGCUUGGUGGGCGAAGCCGCAGCCCUCCUCUUCCCCCUGGGCAUCACUGCUGAGGGCCCUCCCAGCCCCAUUAUCCCCGGGGCCUAUGCGCUGGCAGGGGCCGCUGCCUUCUCUGGCUCGGUCACCCACAGCCUCUCCACUGCCUUGCUGGCCUUCGAGAUGACCGGGCAGAUCGCCCACAUCCUGCCUGUCCUACUGGCUGUCCUGGUGGCCAACGCCAUUGCCCAGAAGUUCCAGCCUUCCUUCUACGACGGCACCAUCAUCGUGAAGAAGCUGCCGUACCUUCCUCGCAUCCGCAGCAGGGACAUCGAGUCCUACAGGGUCAUCACCCAGGAGUUCAUGAACACCGAUUUCGUCAUCCUGUCCCAGGAAGCCACCUUUCACGAUGUCCUCCAGGUGCUCACCAUGACGGAGGACCAGGAGUACCCUGUGGUAGACAAUGCAGAGUCUCAGAUGCUGCUGGGGGCGAUCCAGCGGUCCAGCCUCAUCCGGUUUCUCCAGAGCCAGGAGGAUUCCAGCUUGCCACAGGAGGAGCUGGGGAAAGAGCUUCUCUCGGGCCAGACGUUGAAAGAAGGCUGCACCAUCAGUCCUGUGACCCUGCAGCUCUCCCCGUGGACAUCCCUGCACCAGGCCCACAACCUCUUUGAGAUGCUGAACCUGCAACGGGCUUUUGUCACCCAGCUGGGGAAAGUGGUGGGGAUCGUGACCAGGAGGGAGCUCAGGAAAGCUAUCGAAGAGCUGGCCAACCCCAAAGCCGGGUGAUCGUAAAGCCCGUGGGAGAGAGAGAGAGAGAGAAGAGAGCGCUGGAGGGGU
Molecule: messenger RNA, 2566 nt
Organism: Notechis scutatus (mainland tiger snake)
Lineage: Eukaryota; Metazoa; Chordata; Lepidosauria; Squamata; Elapidae
Product: chloride channel protein ClC-Kb
Biological process (GO): transmembrane transport; chloride transport
Cellular component (GO): plasma membrane
Molecular function (GO): voltage-gated chloride channel activity
Source: RefSeq, a predicted model, not a curated record